UAAUUCAAAUUCUAUACAACCUUGUUUUUCAAAUGGACAAUCAGCAAACAGUAAUGGUUGAUGUCAGUGGCGGAGACAGGAUUUUCACCUAAAAGAUUCAAAAAUAUGAAAACGUAAAUACGCGAACAAGUCAAGGGUGGUCAAAAAAUAAUUUUAAUCUUGUAUAUACACUGUAAUUUUCACCGAGGGGGUUCGGAUCUGGUGCCUACCUAGCUCCGCCCCUGGCUGAUGCUUUGUUGGUCACUACAGCAAAGACUCACCAUGAUCAUGUCAGAUUUAUGAAGCUUCACGUGUAAACACUUCCAAUAUCAUCUCUCUUUCCAUUUCUUUAUUUCAUGAUAAGGGACUUUCACAUUGCAAAGAGAGAGGAAGAUAUUGGUUCCUAUGCAGGUUAUGUAGGUUCUGCAUUUAUGCUUGGAAGAGCUUUGACAUCUGUCUUUUGGGGAACAGUGGCUGAUAAAUAUGGCCGAAAACCAGUUAUAAUUUUGGGCAAUUUCGUAGUGGUUGUUUUCAAUACUCUUUUUGGUCUUAGUAUCAACUUUUGGAUGGCGGUCAUAACAAGAUUUCUUCUUGGUAGUUUAAAUGGUGUGCUUGGACCAAUAAAGGCAUAUGCUGGCGAAAUUUUUCGUGAAGAACAUCAGGCACUGGGAAUGUCAACGAUUACUACUGCAUGGGGCAUCGGAUUGAUUAUUGGCCCAGCUUUAGGAGGCUUCCUUGCUCAGCCUGCAGAGAAAUAUCCAACCGUAUUCUCAAAGGAUUCUAUAUUUGGGAGAUUUCCCUACUUCUUGCCUUGCCUAUGCAUAUCACUGUUUUCCUUGGUCGUGGCUAUUGGUUCAUUUUGGCUGCCGGAAACAUUACAUAACCAUGAUUCAGAAAUGCCGCCUCAAGAUUCUUACAAUGCUCUGGAAGCUGAAUCAGAUACAAAAGAAGGAAGUGAAUCACCCUCAAAAGAAAACCUUUUUAAGAACUGGCCAUUGAUGUCAUCUAUCAUAAUAUACAGUAUCAUCGCUCUUCAUGCUAUGGCUUACUCAGAGAUUUUCUCAUUAUGGGCUGUGAGCCCCAGGAAGUUUGGGGGCUUAAGUUAUUCAACUGCUGAUGUUGGUGAAGUACUAUCAAUCUCAGGGUUUGGCCUUCUAGUCUUUCAACUUACUUUGUAUCCAUGGAUUGCGAAGUAUAUUGGCCCUAUCCUCAUUGCUCGGGUUGCAGGAGUUUUGUCAAUUCUCUUGCUGACGAGUUACCCUUAUAUCGCUAUGCUGUCUGGGAUAACCCUCUCCGUGGUGAUGAAUUUCGCAUCCAUGAUGAAGAAUGCUUUGUGUAUCUCUAUCAUAACGGGGAUGUCCAUAUUACAAAAUAACGCGGUGGACCAGCGACAACGGGGAGCUGCUAAUGGAAUUGCCAUGACAGGAAUGUCAUUUUUUAAAGCUCUUGGCCCAGCAGGGGGAGGAGCACUCUUUUCUUGGGCACAAAAAAGGCUUGAUGCUUCCAUUCUUCCAGGUGAUCAAGUGGUUUUCUUUGUGCUGAAUGUGAUUAUGGCAAUUGGUGUGUUGUUGACAUUCAAACCAUUCCUAGUUGAAAAACAAAAUACUUAAAUUAGAGGAGAGCUUAUGUAUUUUUAUUAUGAUUAUUUUUAGUAUCCUAUUUUACGAGUCACGGCAAUUAGGAUUGAACUCCCACUGCUACCUGUGUGUACCACAGGACUUCAUACCCCGUCUUAAAGAAGUGGGUAUGCAAGUCAAUUAAUGCAACAUGGACGACGGGGACAUGACUUUCGCUCAUUUUAAAUCAGUCUAUCUACUUAGCAGUUUACUUUUAGAGGUUAUUCCUUUUCACGCAAUGUCAACUCUUUUUCUACUGGUGCUGCAAUUUGUACUUGUUGGAGCUGUUGUACAUAAAUUGCUAUUGUUUGCUUUAGCAUAUUUAAUUCAUUGAAGG
This is a messenger RNA of Lycium barbarum (goji berry), 1932 nucleotides long. RefSeq names its product protein ZINC INDUCED FACILITATOR-LIKE 1-like. Gene Ontology annotation, molecular function: solute:potassium antiporter activity. The transcript is spliced from 17 exons. Lineage: Eukaryota; Viridiplantae; Streptophyta; Magnoliopsida; Solanales; Solanaceae. Gene Ontology annotation, cellular component: plant-type vacuole membrane; plasma membrane. The record is from RefSeq and is a predicted model, not a curated record. Bases 336 to 1589 code for a protein of 417 amino acids. Gene Ontology annotation, biological process: transmembrane transport; regulation of stomatal closure.